AUGUGCUGGCUGGCGGAGGUGGGGCUGGUGGAGGUGGGGCUGGUGGAGGUGGGGCUGGCGGAGGUGGGGCUGGUGGAGGUGGGGCUGGCGGAGGUGGGGCAGGCGGAGAUGGGGCUGAGACUGAUGGAGGUGGGGCAAGCGGUGCGCAGCGGGAGGGACACGUUUGUGGUGCUGGCGCCUAACGUGGAGGAGGUAGGUGAGGGGGGGAGGUGGGGUUCUUCAAACUCUGGCACCUCACUUGGAUUCCCCUCUGGCCCCUCCUGGCUGUCCCACCUGCAUCUCCCACCGUCAACUCCUCCCUCAAACACUCACUGCGUUGAAGCCCAGACCUACUUCCACACCCCACCCCAUCACUCACCGCCUCUCUUGCACACCCACUCACUUUACCAAGCUCUCCCUCUGACUGACCCCUCAUGGCCUGUGCCACUGGCCUCUCUGUGCGACUGCACGCUCGUCGGGCCAGCACCCGGUAGCUGUGCUGGGCACAUCACACGUCGCUCUCACUGUCCCCCCUUGCUCUUCCUCACUCUACUCCCCUCUCCCAUCCCCUCUCCCAUCCCCUCUCCCAUCCCCUCUCCCAUCCCCUCUCCCAUCCCCUCUCCCAUCCCCUCUCCCAUCCCCUCUCCCAUCCCCUCUCCCAUCCCUCUCCCAUCCCCUCUCCCAUCCCCUCUCCCAUCCCCUCUCCCAUCCCCUCUCCCAUCCCCUCUCCCAUCCCCUCUCCCAUCCCCUCUCCCAUCCCCUCUCCCAUCCCCUCUCCCAUCCCCUCUCCCAUCCCCUCUCCCAUCCCCUCUCCCAUCCCCUCUCCCAUCCCCUCUCCCAUCCCCUCUCCCAUCCCCUCUCCCAUCCCCUCUCCCAUCCCCUCUCCCAUCCCCUCUCCCAUCCCCUCUCCCAUCCCCUCUCCCAUCCCCUCUCCCAUCCCCUCUCCCAUCCCCUCUCCCAUCCCCUCCCCCGACCUCUCAACCCAUCUUCUUCCCAUUCAUCGUCCCCAUCCCCCCCCAUUCCACAUAUCCAUUCUUUUCCCAUUUUUGGUGCGGCCAGUGGCCCGCAUCAUUUCUCUCUUCGUUUGGUGCGGCCAGUGGCCCGCAUCAUUGCGUUCUUCUUUUGUCCCUCUGUUCCCCACUGCCACCCUUCUCACCCCAUAAGUUCCCCCCAUGCCUCUCACCCCAUAAGUUCCCCCCAUGCCUCUCACCCCAUAAGUUCCCCCCAUGCCUCUCACCCCAUAAGUUCCCCCCAUGCCUCUCACCCCAUAAGUUCCCCCCAUGCCUCUCACCCCAUAAGUUCCCCCCAUGCCUCUCACCUCAUGAAUACUGA
Closterium sp. Yama58-4 is the source of this 1311-nucleotide messenger RNA. The record is from the annotation of a GenBank genome assembly. Lineage: Eukaryota; Viridiplantae; Streptophyta; Zygnematophyceae; Desmidiales; Closteriaceae.